Wyeomyia smithii (pitcher-plant mosquito) is the source of this 1144-nucleotide messenger RNA. RefSeq names its product zinc finger protein 830. NCBI's taxonomy places the organism in Eukaryota, Metazoa, Arthropoda, Insecta, Diptera, Culicidae. Bases 110 to 1087 code for a protein of 325 amino acids. Gene Ontology annotation, molecular function: zinc ion binding; nucleic acid binding. The record is from RefSeq and is a predicted model, not a curated record. Gene Ontology annotation, biological process: nuclear DNA replication; mitotic DNA damage checkpoint signaling; mitotic DNA replication checkpoint signaling. Gene Ontology annotation, cellular component: spliceosomal complex; nucleus. The transcript is spliced from 2 exons.
UUAGCUUCGAAAGCUUCCUUCCGAAACGUAAAUAAAAACAGAUUAUUUCGUGUUUUAUUUCUCGAUUCUCAAAUCUAAAAGUAUAAACCAGUAUUGCAAAGUUACAAAGAUGUCAGCAGCAUUUAAAAUAGCUAAGAAAAAAUACACGCAGCAGGAUUUGCGGCGUAUUAUGAGUGAAACAAAAGCAGCCAAACAGCAGACUGAGACACCCGGCAAACGGAUUGAUUCCCCGUUAGCGAGAUAUAACGAAACAGGCCAGCUUACGUGUGCCUUGUGCCGGUCGGUGGUGCGCUCCGAGACUGUCUGGAAGGUGCACAUUAAUUCGAAGCAGCACAAGGAAAACAUCGAACAGGCCAAAAAACUCAAGGAACAGGCUGUAACCGCUAAGGUAUCUACUCAACAGCCACAAAAACAAACCGCACCCGAAUCAUUACCCGCUGCUGCCUUCAAAAGACCAGUUUCACCAGCCAAAAAUACUCCCUCCAGCGGUAGUAAGAAAUUGAAAGGAAUCCUUAAAAACUCGGAUCAGCCACAAAAACUUGCGGAUGGUGAUAGCCUUCCGGCGGAUUUCUUCGACUCUAGAACUACAAUAAAUAAGAAUUUAGUUAACAUUCGUUUACCGGUAGCGAAUGCACAUAAAGCAGAUGCAGAGGAGCAGGAAGCAGCUCCAAGCGAACCGCCUACGGAUGAGGAGAAGCUGCCGGAGGGUUUCUUCGAUGACCCCAAGGCGGACGCCAAGGCUCGGAAUAUCGAGUACAAGGACCCCAACGAUGAGGAAUGGGAACGAUUCCAGAAAGAAAUAAAAGAAGCCACUACGGAAUCGCUAGCUAUUAUCAGCGAGGAGCAAGAGGAAUCGACGGUGGAGCGGCAGAUCGGAGAAAUCGACGAACAAAUUCGGAACUGGUCACGGGUGUUGAGUUUGGAGAAAAAGAAGGAACAAGUACGAAGCAAAACGGUUUCGGCGCUGGAAGCGGGCCAGAAAAUGGUACAGGUCAAGAAGGAGAAGCAAGCGGACAGUGACGACGAAGGGGAUGAUGCAGAUUUCGACGAAUUUCCCGACUGGAGGGCGAAAAAAUCGUUCAAAUAGUGCAGAGUUGAAUCUGUAGAAGUAAGCUGUUAAUAAACCUAUUCCACGUUUCAGAAA